Pistacia vera is the source of this 2732-nucleotide messenger RNA. RefSeq names its product protein NUCLEAR FUSION DEFECTIVE 4-like. The record is from RefSeq and is a predicted model, not a curated record. The transcript is spliced from 3 exons. The coding region runs from base 306 to 2057 and encodes 583 amino acids. Lineage: Eukaryota; Viridiplantae; Streptophyta; Magnoliopsida; Sapindales; Anacardiaceae. Gene Ontology annotation, cellular component: membrane.
GAGAAAUUUUUUUGUCCCCAUGACCAUGACUGAAUAUCAUUAUUGCAGUUACAACGACCGUCUGUCGACGAUGAGUCCAUGACUGUUUUAUCGAGCGGUGGUCCAAUAGCCCACGUUUUGCUAUCAUUCUUAUAUAAGAUUGAAAGAAAAGAAAUUCAAAGCAAAGACAAGUCAAUUAUAUAGGUUAUCUUUUAACUUCGAACUCAGCUUACGUAGACUUGUAUUAAUCCUCAUCAAGAUCUAAAAGACUUGCUGAAGAGAAAGAGAUACACUUGUUUAACUUGGUUUUGGACAAGUGAUUCAAUAUGUUACGUUUACCAGAGAAACUGAAGACGUUUGCUAACAACAGAUGGCUCGUGUUUGUGUGUGCAAUGUGGGUUCAGUCCUGUGCAGGAGUUGGUUACCUGUUUGGGAGCAUAUCACCUGUGAUAAAAAGUGCUAUGGGUUACAACCAGAGACAGGUUGCUCUUUUGGGUGUGGCCAAGGAUCUGGGAGACAGUAUUGGGUUCGUAGCGGGGAGUUUGGUUGAGAUUUUGCCGGUUUGGUCGCUUAUGCUCAUCGGGGUGGUGCAGAACUUUGUUGGAUAUGGCUUAGUUUGGCUUAUUGUCACCGAUAGAUUGCCUGCUUUGCCUCUUUGGGUGCUAUGCCUUGCUAUAUUUGUUGGAACCAAUGGGGAGACUUACUUCAACACAGCUGCACUGGUUUCAUGCGUUCAGAACUUCCCAAAACACCGUGGUCCUAUUGUGGGGAUACUGAAAGGAUUUGCUGGGUUAAGUGGUGCUAUUUUGACUCAAAUUUAUCUCAUGAUCAAUGCUCCUAGUGAAGCAGCACUGAUUUUCGUGGUUGCAGUUGGACCAUCAAUGGUUGUAAUUGCUCUCAUGUUCAUUGUUAGACCAGUCGGGGGUCACAAACAAAUCAGACCAUCUGAUAACUCAAGCUUCCUGUUUACAUACUCUGUUUGCCUCGUUCUGGCAGCUUAUUUGUUGGGCGUCUUGGUGCUUGAGGAUGUAGUUGAUUUGAGUCAAACUGUGGUCACACUAAUUGCGGUGAUCCUGAUCAUAAUCAUAUUGCUUCCGAUAAUAAUUCCUGUUCUAUUGGUUUUCUUCUCAGAACGGAGACCUUCCGUAGAGGAGAGCCUUCUCUCUGGACCAAGUAAUUCUGAGCAGGAUGGUGAGGAGGUCAUUCUAAGUGAGGUUGAAGAUGAGAAACCUCCAGAAGUUGACUCACUUCCGGCGUCACAGAGACAAAAACGAAUUGCUCAGUUGCAAGCUAAACUGUUCCAAGCAGCAGCAGUAGGAGGAGUGAGGGUCAAGGGGAGAAAAGGCCCACGCAGAGGAGAGGAUUUCACUUUAUUUCAGGCAAUGAUGAAAGCAGAUUUUUUGCUUCUGUUCUUCUCCCUCGUUCUAGCUGCUGGAUCUGGUUUGACAAUUAUUGAUAAUCUGGGUCAGAUUUGUGAAUCUCUUGGCUAUACUGAUACAAAUAUAUAUGUGUCCAUGAUCAGCAUUUGGAACUUUCUUGGCCGUGUUGGUGGCGGUUACUUCUCAGAGACAAUAGUAAGAAAUUUUGCCUACCCAAGACCCGUGGCCAUGGCUGUGGUUCAGGUUGUCAUGGCUAUUGCACUCGUUUACUAUGCCAUGGGAUGGCCUGGUCAAAUAUAUGUUACAACUGUAUUGGUAGGACUUGGUUAUGGUGCCCACUGGGGAAUUGUGCCCGCUGCAGUUUCGGAGCUAUUUGGCUUGAAGAGUUUUGGAGCCUUAUAUAAUUUUCUGACACUGGCAAGUCCUGCUGGUUCUCUGGUAUUCUCUGGAGUUAUUGCUAGUGGAAUAUAUGACUACUUCGCAGAGAAGCAAGCUGGCCUUCUAAAGCAAUAUACAGGAAAAUUGCUUGCAGUUUCUCUUCGUACUGAAGAAUCACUUACUUGUGUUGGUACCAUAUGCUACUCUAUCACUUGUGGGAUCAUGGCAGGGUUAUGCAUCAUUGCAAUGGUGUUGAGUUUGAUUGUCGUCUAUAGGACUAAGAGUGUUUAUGCUGAACUCUAUGGGAAGUCUCGUAACUGAGUCAUAAGGAGAAGUAACAUAUGAUUGUUUUGCAUGGUCGAUAGAUAAGAGCGAAGAAUUUAUCAUAUUUGUGGCUAGAUUCUUUUAUCGGCAAGAAAGCUGGAGCAUGCAUUCUGCUCAAAAUACUACUUGAGGACCAGUAAUAAAGCAGGCCUCUGAAGCUCUUUUGUUUCAAAUGGUGAUAGAAUUCAUUUCUUGUCAGGGUCAUUUCAUUUUCUAUAGUUUGAUUCUUGAAAUGCCAAUGAUUCCUUGCAGACCUGCAGAUUAUUUUAUUCAUCUGUAGGCCAUAAGCAGGAUCAUGGUUCCAUACUUCCAUUGUUUAGUUCCUGGUGUAGCAAUUAUCAUAAUCGCAUCUACUUCCUACUUAAUGAUUAGAUUUCCCUUCUACGACUUGCUUUAAAUGGCUACGAAAAGAAGUAUUGAAAUUGAUUUUGAUGAGAGAAAUAAACUUGAUGGCAUGUUCAAGUUCAAGAUUUCUUUGUGCUUGGAGUUUUUAACUUACAGAUUACUUUAAAUCCCUCUUACAACUCUCUCGCACCAAGAUAAUAGAAUGAAUUGCUUGAACUUGAUGGCAUUUUCUCUUCAUUUCAUUCUAUAUAGCAGAGUACCCUGGAAAAUUUGGGAAGUUAUAUUGUUAAAAAAGAAGUGACUGAUAAUUAAUGCUAUACUGGAAAU